CUCUGUGUCUGCGGACUCCUCCGGUGCUCUUACCGCGCUGAGCGAGCGGCUGUCCCCGCCUUUGAGGCCAUGGGCUGCGGCUUGCGGAAAUUGGAAGACCCGGAGGAUAGCAGCCCCGGGAAGAUCUACUCCACCUUGAAGAGACCACAAGUGGAGACCAAAACAGAGACUGUGUACGAGUAUGUGCUGCUCGACUUCAGUUUGGAAGGUAGCCGCCCCACGGUGCAGUAUGUGGCUUCGCUGUCUGAGCUGCCCCAAGCCCUGCAGCCCUACUACACCCAAGGCUACGUCCUGACCGCCCUGCACCCCAUCAUCUUGUCUGUGGGGCGCACCCGCUCGCUGCCCUUCAGCCUGCUCUACCGCGCCAUCCUGGCCCGACCCAAACCCAGUAAGCAGAAGGCGUCCAUGUGUCACAGUGUGCCGGUAUUGAGGGUGGAGGAGUGGCCGUUACCCGGAGAUUCACUGACUGGUGACACUGUCAGAGCGCUCAUCGACAGGGUGAACAGCAGCGCUCGGGGCGGCGUUCGAUUCGUCGGCUCCGUCCUCCAGCAGGUGAGCGGGAUCAGUAACGGGAGAGUGCACAGUCCGAAGAGGGGCUGUCGCUCCCCUCCGCAAACCCCUCCCCGCACCCCACCUGGAGAAAGAGAGCUGGAGGAGAACACCUACAGCCCCGAUCUGAGGUUGCUGGUUUUCUUCCACUCCUGGGCUCCGGGCUGCGCUCCUCUGGACUCGUUGGCCUGUCAGUACCAUCAGGGGGCGCUCUCCAUGCGCGUCUCCAGGAAGGGCCAGGUGGUCAGUGCCCUGGAGGCCGACUGGCUGGAGCUGACUGCCGCUUACUACCGCAAAGGCUGGUCCCUGGUGGACUCCUUCGUGUACUGGGACACUCCGAGAGGCGAGCCGGUGCCCAGGUCGCUGGAGGGAUUGUUUGUCUACGAAGAGAGAAGCACCUCUCCUCCCGCCAACGACACCAUCGUCGUAGAGCAGUGGACAGUCAUCGAGGGCUCCAAUGUAAAAACAGACUACGGACCCCUCCUUCACACUCUGGCUGAGUUUGGAUGGCUGCUCACCUGUGUGCUGCCCACGCCCAUCAUCCGACACGACAGUGAUGGUAACCUGGCCACCAAACAGGUUGUGUUUCUCCAGAGGCCCGUCAGAAGUCAGGCAGGGGCUCAACCGAGGAACAAGUCUCUCUCCGUGCACAGCGACGUGUCCAGCCGCUCUGUGAGCCGUGCGGUCAGCAGCUCCGUCCCUCCAGAGGAGCUCUCUCCCUCUGCCGGAGGCAUCGGGGGCUUCCCGGUGUUCGGAGGGGGUUACCCCAGCACCCUGUCCCACCUUGAGGAAGGCGGUUUCGAGCAGGAAGAGGGGAAGGCCGAGGUCACGUGCAUGUGAACAGGGAAAACCGAACGGAUGCAAGCUUUCUCUCGGGACUGAAGUUCAGGAUGUAGACAUUGUUAGAAUACUGGGGGAGAGUAUCUGAAUGAAGACCCUGCGUUCCUCCUCACAGCGGGACAACAGACUCUGUCAUUCGCCAUCAUGUUCACAACCUCUUUUUUUUUUUUAACAGAGACUUUAAUGUAGAAGAACUCAGCACUUUUUCAUGUUUUUAAUGAAGCCAUUAUGAGAAUGAGGUAUUAUUUACAGGCGGAUCUGUGUUCAAACGUUUAUAUAGAUGUAUGGGGGAGAGAAACAAGUCCACAGUGGACAUUUUACACAUAUUUAAAUGCAUAUUUUUAGGUGAUUACCAACUUUUCAUCAGAAACGGUGCUCAUGGGACAACUGUUACAGCAAUAUAAAGCACAAGCACACAUUUCUGCACUGGUGAUAGAAUUAUUUUUGAAACACCCACCCUAAAAUUUAAUUUCCUCACA
Scomber japonicus (chub mackerel) is the source of this 1868-nucleotide messenger RNA. It is a transcript of the gene rftn2, whose product is annotated as raftlin family member 2. NCBI's taxonomy places the organism in Eukaryota, Metazoa, Chordata, Actinopteri, Scombriformes, Scombridae. The transcript is spliced from 9 exons. The record is from RefSeq and is a predicted model, not a curated record. Bases 70 to 1389 code for a protein of 439 amino acids.